Peronospora belbahrii is the source of this 555-nucleotide messenger RNA. The record is from the annotation of a GenBank genome assembly. NCBI's taxonomy places the organism in Eukaryota, Oomycota, Peronosporomycetes, Peronosporales, Peronosporaceae.
AUGAACAACAACAACAACUCUUUCAGCUCCUCGUCACUAUUCCGUACUCUAUCAUCCAUAGAAACACCAAGUACGAAAGUCAAGUCCAGUCGCAAACGCAUUUGUCCAACGAAUGACCAAACCGACGCGAAACACAAAAAAUCGCGUAAAAGUCGUCGGAUUCACGAUUUUCCACCCGAGUCUCUUGCGCCGUAUUUUCACUUGCCCCAGAGCCAAGCAGCAAAGGCCCUUGAUGUUGCGGUUAUUACAAUCAAGCGGAAUUGUAAGCGCUAUGGCUUUCGAUGGCCUUAUCGAGCCAACAAAUAUAAAGCUGGCAAGAAAUUUGUACUGUCUGAAAAAGGACGUGCAUUCCACAACCUUCCAUUCGAGUGUCUAAAGGCAGAAAUGCAAUCUGCACCACUGAAAACAACGUCAGAUGAAAGUGGUAGCGAGUGUGACACGGAUACGGAGAGUAUCGAUAAUGGAGAACACGUGACAAAGGACUAUGGUCAAAUUUUAGUUUCCUUGCACAAGGUGCCAAUGAAUCAUGACAUUGUAGAGGGAAAGAUUAGAUAA